This is a messenger RNA of Xenopus laevis (African clawed frog), 2083 nucleotides long. RefSeq names its product oocyte zinc finger protein XlCOF7.2-like. NCBI's taxonomy places the organism in Eukaryota, Metazoa, Chordata, Amphibia, Anura, Pipidae. The transcript is spliced from 3 exons. The record is from RefSeq and is a predicted model, not a curated record. The coding region runs from base 18 to 1661 and encodes 547 amino acids.
AGAAGAUCCUGGAACUCAUGUCCAACAUCAUCCAGCUGCUGACUGGAGAGGUUGCCAUAAGGACUCAUCAUGUUUCCAUCUAUUUUUCCUUGGACGAGUGGGACUAUAUAAAAGGAAACAAGGACCUUUAUGAAGAAGGGAUGAAGGAGGAGCAACAGAAGCUCCACCCACUAGAUUGUGACUAUGAAGAUAAGACUGAUGUGAAUGAGCCACCAACACUAUGUUAUAAUAAUGAGCCCAGCAAGAUUGUAGCCAAAGAAUCUGUAUUGGUCCAACGGGGAAGUCUUGGAAUUAAUGGAACUUGUCCAUCCAAACAGACAUUGGCCACACCAACAAUUGUUAUAGAAGAGGAGGCAGACUCAUUUGAAGGGGGAAACAAAUCAUAUUACAGCAUUAAUCCACUUACAGAACAGAUACAAGGAACAUAUACACCUACUCCUAUCAUGGGAUGCAGCCUGAAUAACAACUUGGCAGAUAAUUAUAUAUUAAAUGGUAUAAAUGAGCAGUCAGUUUCUUUGGAAGUGAGUAACCAAUCAGAUUGCAGCAUUAAUCCACUUACAGAACAGAUACAAGGAACAGAUACACCUACUCCUAUCAUGGGAUGCAGUCUGAAUAACAGCUUGGCAGAUAAUUAUAUUUUAAAUGGUAUUAAUGAGCAGUCAGCUUCAUGGGAAGAGGGAAACCAAUCAGAUUGCAGAAUUAAUCCACUUACAGAACAGAUACAGGGAACAGAUACACCUACUCCUGUCAUGGGAUGCAGCCUGAAUAACAGUGGGGCAGAUAAUUAUACAUCAGAUGGAGAGAAGACGGCUUCAUGGGAAGAGGGAAACCAAUCAGGAUACAGAUUUAAUCCAUUCACAGAACAGAUACAGGGAACAGAUACACCCACUCCGUUAUUGAGAUGGAACCUUAAUAACAGCUUCCCAGGAAUUUGUGUAUCCGGCGGUUUUAAAGAGGAAUGGUCUUCAGAUGAAGGGGGAAACCCUUCUGACUUGAGCUUUAAUCCACUUGCAUUACAGGAAAAAGAUGGAACUUUUGAUAUGACCGAGUACAGCCUUAAUAACAGCUUGUUUGGAACGGGGCUCGGGAGAUUUGGUAGGUUUGGUAAGAAAUCCAUGCACCCCCCUUUCUUUCCAAUCCAACCCUCACAAGCCUAUUUCUACUGCUCUGUGUGCCAUAAGGUUUUUAGUAGGAAGGAAAGCCUUGUAGUACACCAGAGAACGCACACUGGAGAGAAGCCGUAUCCGUGCUCAGCCUGCGGGAAAUGUUUCAUGAGUCACUCCAGCCUUGGUGAACAUGACAGGAGUCACAGCGGCAAGAAGCCGUACUCUUGCUCCGACUGCGGCAAGUCUUUCACAUAUCGCUCGAAACUCGUCAGGCAUCAGAGAAUUCACACCAAAGAGAAACCGUUUUCCUGUAAUGAAUGCGGCAAAUCGUUUUCUCAGCGUUCGGGCUUUGUGAAACAUUACCAGAUUCACAUGGGCAUAAAGCCGUAUUCAUGCCGCGAGUGCGGGAAAUCCUUUACACAAAGCUCGUCCUUCACUAAACAUUGCCAGAGUCACAUGGGCAUAAAGCCCAGUAUACCAGAUACGUCUUGCAUCAGAGAAUUCACACGGGGGAGAAACCAUUCACCUGUUCUGAGUGCGGGAAGUGUUUUAUAAACCACGCCUACCUUCUCCGCCAUCAUAAAAUCCACACGGGAGUGAGACCGUUUUCUUGUUCUGAAUGCGGCAAGUGUUUCAUAGACAACUCCCAGCUUAACAGACAUCUCGUUAUUCACUCGGAAGAGAGACCGUUCUCCUGCCUCAAGUGUGGGAGAUUAUUCAAACGUCGCACACAUCUGGAUGUGCAUCUCACGGUUCACAAGGCAGAAAAACCCUUCACUUGCGCCCAGUGCGGGAAGUUCUUUACCAGGCGCGCAAGCCUUAUUGCACAUCAAAGAACUCAUGAAGGGGAGAAAAUGUUUCCUUUUACUAAAUGAGUACACUUACACCUUCUGAGAUGUAUUCCUAACCCUCCCAUUAUGUUACCUUGCAAGUCUACUUUAUUUAAAGGCAGAGUAAAACCUAAAAUAUACAAGAUA